Messenger RNA from Moneuplotes crassus, 362 nucleotides. NCBI's taxonomy places the organism in Eukaryota, Ciliophora, Spirotrichea, Euplotida, Euplotidae. The record is from the annotation of a GenBank genome assembly.
UUUAUAAUAUCUGUCUUUUAGUGAUUCUAAGUACUUUUUUCUUUUUAAAUUUAAUAGGUUAAAAUAGUAUUUUACCUUCUAUUGAACUUUGUCUUUGGUUUUUUAUUUAAUAUGUGAUUUUUAACAUGAAAACAAAACUUAGUGGCAAACAUGUCUCUAAACUUGGCAAAUGUUCUUAAAAUUUUAUCUAAAAAUCACCAAAUUCUUGCACAAAUCCUAUUUCACUUCUACAUCAUUCAAUCAUAAUAUUCCCUGAUCUCAAGGGCUAACUCCUAUUCCCUCUUUUAAUAUUCUUUACAAAUUCACAAAGCUGCUUUCUUAACAUGGAUACUUGCUCUUGUAGCUAAAAGCCUUGAUAAUUU